AUGCGCCUCCUCACCACUCUCAUCCCCAUCCUCCUGCCCCUGAGCGCCGCCUGGCGAGUAGAAUGGACUCUCCUCGACGGCACCCGUCUCUGGUCGACCGGCACCUUUGUCGACAGCGGCAGCAUCGACGACACAACAAACUGCAUGACGGUCCCCUGGACCACACCCAUGCCCAUCAAAGCCGUCGAAUGGUGGGAAUACAAAGACAACACCAUCAACGCCACCAAGCCAGGGUGGGCUUACUGGCAUCCUUUUAAAGAUUACUUUGAGGGUUGGGGAAAUCCGAAUGUGGGGAGUUUCAGAGUUUAUUGGGCGCGGGAGGGUGGGAGACCUCCGCCGUCGAAGGCCGAGAGGGAAGCUGCUGAAGCUGUUGAAGCUGCUGCCCUCGCUACAGUUGCUGCUGCUGCUGCUGAGGGGAGGAAUGGGGUUGGGAUAGGGAAUGGGACUGUGGUUGGGAAUGGAAGUGUUGUUGGGAAUCAGACUGUCGUGAGGAAGACCGAGAGGGUCAGGAGGGAGGUGCAUGUACGAAUCUAA
Molecule: messenger RNA, 534 nt
Organism: Fulvia fulva
Lineage: Eukaryota; Fungi; Ascomycota; Dothideomycetes; Mycosphaerellales; Mycosphaerellaceae
Exons: 3
Coding region: 1-534 (177 amino acids)
Source: RefSeq, a predicted model, not a curated record